Messenger RNA from Mesoplodon densirostris (Blainville's beaked whale), 1140 nucleotides. It is a transcript of the gene WDR86, whose product is annotated as WD repeat domain 86. NCBI's taxonomy places the organism in Eukaryota, Metazoa, Chordata, Mammalia, Artiodactyla, Ziphiidae. The record is from RefSeq and is a predicted model, not a curated record. Gene Ontology annotation, molecular function: protein binding. The transcript has 6 exons. Bases 1 to 1140 code for a protein of 379 amino acids.
AUGGGGGGCGGAGGGUCUGCCCUGAGGGUCUGCGCGGACCACCGCGGGGGCAUCAACUGGCUCAGCCUGAGCCCCGACGGGCAGCGCCUGCUGACGGGCAGCGAGGACGGCACGGCCCGACUCUGGAGCACCGCGGACGGCCAGUGCUGCGCCCUCCUGCAAGGGCACGAAAGCUACGUGACCUUCUGCCAGCUGGAGGAUGAAGCCGCCUUCACGUGCAGUGCUGACUGCACCAUCAGGAAGUGGGACGUGCUGACCGGGCAGUGUCUGCAGGUGUUCCGGGGACACACGUCCAUUGUGAACAGGAUCCUGGUCGCCAACAAUCAGCUCUUCAGCAGCUCCUACGACCGGACAGCUCGAGCCUGGAGUGUGGACAAGGGGCAGGUGGCCCGGGAGUUCCGGGGCCACCGCAACUGUGUGCUGACUCUAGCCUACUCUGCCCCCCAGGACCUCCCUGGGGCUCCGUGCGCGGAGGAGGCCGUGGCCAGGGGACUCCUGGUGACCGGCAGCACGGAUGGCACGGCCAAGGUCUGGCAGGUGGCCAGCGGCUGCUGCCAUCAGACACUGCGGGGCCACACAGGUGCCGUGCUCUGCCUGGUGCUGGCCACGCCCGGCCACACGGCCUUCACUGGCAGCACGGAUGCCACCGUCCGGGCCUGGGACAUCCUGAGUGGGCAGCAGCUGCGUGUGUUCCAGGAGCACCAGGGCUCCGUCAUCUGUUUGGAGCUGGUGAACCGGCACGUGUACUCAGGCAGCGCCGACAGGACGGUCAAGUGCUGGCUGGCAGACACGGGCGAGCGUGUGCGCACGUUCGCGGCCCACAGACACAGCGUGAGCGCCCUCAAGUACCACGCGGGCACCUUGUUCACGGGCAGCGGGGACGCCCGCGCGCGCGCCUUCGACGCCCAGUCUGGAGCUCUGCGGAGGGUGUUCCGCGGCCACGCCUUCAUCAUCAACUGCAUCCAGGUGCACGGCCAGGUGCUCUACACGGCCUCGCACGACGGCGCGCUGCGCCUCUGGGACGUGCGCGGCCUCCCGCGCGCCCCGCCGCCGCGUCCCGCCGCCCCCAAGCGCAGCCUCUCGCGCCUCUUCAACAACAAAGUGGGCUGCGCCGCCGCCGCGCCCCUGCAACCGGCCUGA